AACGGCCGCUUUGUUGAUCCCUGGCAAGAGUUUCGACUCCCUUCCUUAAGCGAUGCAUGGCAAAUUCUAUUUAAUGAAAAAGAUGAGAGUAAUAUUCCUUCUAAACAGGUCGUCUUAGAUUCAAUCUUACCGAUCGUUACACCAGAUCAUAAUCUAUUAGCAAGUCCCCCAGUUGAUAAGAUUACUACCACUUGGAUAGGUCAUUCAACAUUGCUAACCCAAUUUGAAGAUUUAUCUAUCCUAACUGAUCCAAUCUUCAGCGAUAGAUGUUCGCCUUCACAAUUAUUUGGACCUAAGCGAUAUCGAAGUGCACCAUGCAAAAUAAAUGAAUUACCACCAAUUGAUGCUGUAUGCAUCAGUCAUAACCACUACGACCACUUAGAUUAUAAUUCAGUUGUUGAACUUAACCGACGUUUUCAUGAUCAGUUGGCUUGGUUUAUCCCAAAAGGUUUAAAGAAAUGGUUUCAAGAGUGUCAUUGUAAUAAUAUCAUAGAACUUGACUGGUGGGAAGAAUGCAAUCAUCCAUUUCAUAAGAAAUUUAAAUUUAUUUUCGUUCCAAGUCGACAUUGGUCUAAAAGAUCGCUAUUUGAUACUUGUGGAUCUUUAUGGGGAGGAUGGAUAGUUACUGGAUCUAAUCAUAAUUUUUACUUUGUGGGUGAUACUGGAUAUUCUGAUAUCUUUCAAUUAAUUGGCCAUUCCUACGGUCCUUUCGACCUUGCUGCAAUUCCUAUCGGCUGCUAUUUACCAAGGAUCUUAAUGAAGAAUCAGCACGUAAAUACUGAAGAAGCUGUACAGAUCCAUCAUGAUAUUAAAUCAAAGAAUUCUUUGGGAAUUCAUUGGGGUACAUUUCAACUUAGUUACGAACAUUAUCUAGAUCCUCUACAUGAGCUAAAACGUCUAACAGCGCAAGAGUCAAUGUCUGGCUCUGAUUUUUUUGUAUUGCACCAUGGAGAAAGCAAGAUUAUUUCUUGA
Molecule: messenger RNA, 972 nt
Organism: Trichoplax adhaerens
Lineage: Eukaryota; Metazoa; Placozoa; Uniplacotomia; Trichoplacea; Trichoplacidae
Exons: 6
Biological process (GO): N-acylethanolamine metabolic process; N-acylphosphatidylethanolamine metabolic process
Cellular component (GO): cytoplasm; membrane-bounded organelle
Molecular function (GO): N-acylphosphatidylethanolamine-specific phospholipase D activity; zinc ion binding
Source: RefSeq, a predicted model, not a curated record